CCUUUUUCCUGCACCCCACAGGGGUUUGGGGGGGAUCUGGGUGCUUUUCCCAGUGCAGGAUGUGUCCCUGCACCCCCAGUUCGCAGGGUCCGGCCCGGCAUCGCUAGCUGGGGGCCCGGGCAGGUCGCGCUGUGGCUGGGGCCGCAUCCUGCGCGGGCAGAGCAGCUCUGCUCCUCCUGCCCCGACGGAGGUAGGUGCUGGGGCACAGCAGGCACGAAGCCUGGCCCCGCUGCUCCCCUUCCCCACAGCAUCCUGGGGGCUUUUCUGUCCCGAUCCCCCUGGGGCGCAGGGGGGCUGCGGGUCCCUGUCCCCUCCUGCAGGCUCCACUGACCCACGGCACAGUGACACUGUGGGACCCCCAGGGGACGUCCGGAGGAGAUGGUGACACGGCAUCGGGGAGCUGGUGGUGACCGUGCUCCGCACGUGGUGAUGGAGAGCAGCUGUCCCGGAGCAGCGGGGCCGUACCCAGCACAGCAUCCUUCAGCGGGCGUAUUUAAGGCUGAGCACCCAGAGGGCUGGGGCAGAGGAGCUCUCACUGCACAGACGCCAGCCCCAACUGCUGCCGACCGGGGAGAUGCUGCCCGCCACCUUCAAGCUGUGCGCUGCCAUCUCCUACCGCCACCUGCGCAACAUGACCGGUCUCCGACGACAAGCCGCGGUCGCCAUCAGCCAGGAGCUGAGCAGGCUGGCCUGCCGCAGCGCGGGGCCCAGCACGUGGAUUAACCAGGUCCGCCGAAGGAGCUCCCUGCUCAGCUCGAGGCUGGAGGAGAAGCCCUUCAGCGAGGUGGAGAUGUCUUACAUCAAGCAAGGAGAGGAAGCCCUCCAGAAAUCGCUCAGCAUCCUCGGGGAUCAGGACGGCUGGAAGACAGAGACGGUGGUGGAUAACGGAGACAAAGUGCAGAGCAAGGUGCUGCCUGACGUGGGCAAGGUGUUCCGCCUCGAGGUGGUGGUGGACCAGCCCCUGGACGCGGUGUACAGCGAGCUGGUGGACAACAUGGAGCAGAUGGGAGACUGGAACCCCAGCGUCAAAGAGGUCAAGAUUCUGCAGAAGAUUGGAACAGACACGGUGAUCACCCACGAGAAGGCGGCUGCUACCCCCGGAAACAUUGUUGGACCGCGGGACUUUGUCAGCGUCCGGUGCGCUAAGCGACGCGGCUCCACCUGCGUCCUGGCCGGCAUGUCCACCAAGUACGGGGCCAUGCCAGAACAGCAGGGCUUUGUAAGAGCUGAGAACGGUCCCACGUGCAUGAUCCUGCGCCCGGUGGCUGGCGACCCUUCGCAAACCAAGUUGAUAUGGCUUCUUAGCAUUGACCUGAAGGGCUGGCUGCCGAAGACCAUCAUCAACCAGGUUCUGUCCCAGACGCAGGUGGACUUCGCCAACCACCUCCGGGAGCGCCUGGCCCGCACGGUGGCAGUGAGCUGCUGACUGCGCCCGGCCCCGAGGCAGCACCUGCCCUCCUGCACGGACUAGUAUUUAAUGCUUUGUUCAGGGGUAAAAGUAGGGAUCUUGGUAAUUAGGUAAGUCAGACACAGUUUAACUCCAGCCUGUUCUAACAAGCCAGGCCUUUAAUAGCAGACAUUACUAAUAAAGCUUUAACUAAUUAGCCGGGAGCUCCUAGGAGCCUGAUUUAGAAGACGAGCCCAGCCAGCACAUGCUCAGAGUGCACGUGCAGGACAACCUGAAAUUUUACUCCCUUCAGGUAUUGUGUUUGCACAUACAGCAUGUGCUGGCCCAGCCUUCUGCAUCAGUUAAAGCUUUAUUAGUAAUGUCUGCUAUUAAAGGCCUUGGCUAAUUAGUUAUUAGGGCAGUCCCAGGAGCCUGAUUCAGAAGGCGGGGCCAGCCAGCACCUGCUCAGUGUACAAACACAGGACUUAACCUAAAAUUCAUUCCCCUCCUUUCCCCAGUGAAGCAGCUCUAACUUAUUUGACUAUAAUUAUGCAUGUCUUUACAGGAAAAUUAUUUAUUCAAAGCUCUGUAAUGAUGGUCAGUGGCAGGAGUCCCUGUAACGAUAGUCAGUGCUUUCAUACAGUUAGCUGGAGGAGAGCUUCAGAUUUAAAGUAGCUACUUUGAGUUUACAGGUUACGAAUGAAACUAGAUAUCUAAACAAAAAAAGAAUCACAAGACAAAAAUAUAAGAGUUUAAAGAAAGGUUUAUUUUUAAACUGGCUGCCAGUUCAUGUAAAAAAAAAUACAGUUUGGGCAGAAGCCCAAAUUUCAGUCUUACAUGCAGUAGUCUUGCUACAACACAAUCCUUCUGGAUGGAAGCUGUUUACAAUUAGCCAAACACAGGUGAGCAGAAGUGUCAAUGUUGCUUCUGCGCGUAUACAUACAGCAGGUAGGUCCAACUGCAGCCUGCUCUCACUGAAAAAUGACUGUUACAACCCCAGUACAUCAGAUGAGAAGUAUCUCAACACAAUAGUUGCUUCUUCAGCUAGCUACGCCGUAAGAAGUUACUGAAGACUCCGAGAGAUGCUCACAAAUAGCACAAUACAUAUUAGAACUGCAUUCACUUAGACUCCAGCAGAGGGGUAGCGCAUGAACCUUCAGCAGGUAACAAAUAUACAUACAAAAUGCCUGCCACCAAGAGCUGCAUUGGCUUCAUCACGUUUGUUCAUUGACAGAUUGUUCUGAGUGAUGCACAUUCUCCUAGAAUAAAACCCACUUGAUUUGA
Molecule: messenger RNA, 2671 nt
Organism: Cygnus olor (mute swan)
Lineage: Eukaryota; Metazoa; Chordata; Aves; Anseriformes; Anatidae
Gene: STAR
Product: steroidogenic acute regulatory protein
Exons: 9
Coding region: 575-1426 (283 amino acids)
Biological process (GO): regulation of steroid biosynthetic process; intracellular cholesterol transport; steroid biosynthetic process
Cellular component (GO): mitochondrial intermembrane space; mitochondrion
Molecular function (GO): cholesterol binding; cholesterol transfer activity
Source: RefSeq, a predicted model, not a curated record